Scatophagus argus is the source of this 4120-nucleotide messenger RNA. RefSeq names its product pbx/knotted 1 homeobox 2 (gene pknox2). The transcript is spliced from 17 exons. The record is from RefSeq and is a predicted model, not a curated record. Gene Ontology annotation, molecular function: channel activity; DNA binding. Gene Ontology annotation, biological process: positive regulation of interleukin-1 production; monoatomic cation transport; regulation of DNA-templated transcription. Bases 936 to 3791 code for a protein of 951 amino acids. NCBI's taxonomy places the organism in Eukaryota, Metazoa, Chordata, Actinopteri, Scatophagidae.
UGUCUAGUGAGUGUGACUCUUCUAGUGAAUACUAAGCAUCUUACGUGCACAAAUCCAUAACCAUUGUCCAUAAAUCUUCAAACAUUUCCUCAAACAACAAUGCAGCGUUAGCCUAGCGUAACACUCCGAAAAAUUUUAUUUGUGUUCUUCGGUAGAGAAACACCUGUCCCCUGAAGGUGACACCUACUGUCUUUAGCAGGCUGAACAAAUUUACUGGACGAAAUGUGUUUAAGUCAGUGCAUUGUGCAUUGUUUCUAAAGUUGAGUUGAGCUGAAGUUUGAGUCACUUUAGGCUUUGAGAAAAGAAACUGGAGGCCUUGGUCGUCCAUUUCGGAUACAGUUCACAUUAUAUAAAUAGUGUGAGACAUGUGUGAUCUGAGCAGCUUGCAUGUGGAGAUUACACUUCAGUUUGUGCACUGUAGAAAAAAAAAGAGGAGCAAGAAGGAAUUAAAACAAGCAGGCUUCUGUAGCGACACGUGUCCGUAGACUAUUGCAUUUUGUUAAAAAAACUGGAGGUGGUUCUGCUACCUGAGAUGGGCAGGUAACUGUGUGGGUUGCCCUUUUGAGGAAGAGAAUUUAAAUCAUGUUUUUACUUCGGAAUUAUGCCUCGUGUCGGUUGGCUUCUAUCCUGUAACAUAUUGCAUGCUGUGGAUUUAACAUUUAACACCAUGGAAAAGCUUCCAUGAGGAAAACGUGGAGUUUUUAUGCUUUCAUCUCAGUUGAUAAAUCUCCAAAAAACUUGAUGUACUUCUUUAACAGAUAAAGGUCAACACGGAGGCAGGGAGAUACUUCUCCGAGAGUAGUGACUUGGAGAGGGCUGACCGUCGGGCUAUGAAGGCUUUGUGCAGAGAGUUGGAUACUGUGCCACAGAACAGAGAACACUGAAAGCUGCUGUGUUGCUCUGGGCAAGCUAACUUCUCAAUGUGAAGCUGUCCCAUGAUGCAACAUGUGUCCCCAGCACCUGCAGUGACAAUGAUGGCCACCCAGAGCGUUCCUCCACCAUCAUACCAGGAGAGCCAACAGAUGACGGGCAACACUCAGCAGAACACCAAGACCCCACAGGUCCAUAUCCCAGCAGCCACUGCAGCAGGAAAUACCUCUGUCAGUGUGACCCUUGACCCCCAGGCCCAGCUUGAGUCUGACAAGAGGGCUGUUUACAGACAUCCGUUGUUCCCGCUACUGGCCUUGUUGUUUGAGAAAUGUGAGCAGGCCACACAGGGAUCUGAAUGCAUCACAUCAGCCAGCUUUGAUGUGGACAUUGAAAACUUUGUUCACCAGCAGGAACGAGAACACAAGCCCUUCUUCAGUGAAGAUCCGGAGCUGGACAACUUGAUGGUAAAGGCCAUUCAGGUGUUGCGGAUCCACCUGUUGGAGUUAGAGAAGGUCAAUGAGCUCUGUAAAGAUUUCUGCAAUCGUUACAUCACUUGCCUCAAGACCAAGAUGCACAGUGACAACCUCCUCCGUAAUGACCUCGGAGGGCCGUAUUCUCCAUCACACACCAGUCUCAACAUGCAGCAGGAACUAAUUCAGACCUCCUCUCCAUCCAUGACCUCUGUCUCCAGCUCUGUUAACCCUUCAGGGAUUGUGGUGCCUGCUGGGGGUUUGCAACAGGGCAAUGUCGCCAUGACGACAAUCAACUCUCAAGUGGUGUCAGGUGGGACCCUGUACCAGCCGGUUGCCAUGGUGACCUCACAAGGGCAAGUGUUAACGCAGACACUGCCGCCGGGAACCAUCCAGAUCCAAAACUCACAGGUAAACGUGGACCUGUCAUCCCUGUUGGACGGCGAAGACAAGAAGUCCAAGAAUAAGAGGGGUGUCCUGCCCAAACAUGCCACCAACAUCAUGCGCUCUUGGCUCUUUCAGCAUCUCAUGCACCCAUACCCAACAGAAGAUGAGAAAAGGCAGAUUGCAGCACAAACAAAUCUAACCCUUUUGCAAGUUAACAACUGGUUCAUCAACGCUCGUCGACGCAUCCUCCAGCCCAUGUUGGAUGCCAGUAACCCAGACCCAGCUCCUAAAGCAAAGAAGAUGAAGUCCCAGCAUCGUCCAACUCAGCGCUUCUGGCCCGACUCCAUUGUGGCUGGAGUUCUGCAGACACACAGAUCUCAAACAGGAAACAACUCAGACAACCAGCUGAGUAUGGACAGCCUUCAGUCGCUGUCAUCAGACUCAGCCACGCUGGCCAUGCAGCAAGCCAUGCUGGGAGCUGACGACUCUAUGGAUGGCACCGAAGAGGAAGAUGAAGAGGAAGAGGAGGAGGAAGAGGAGGAAGGUAUGGAAGAGGAAGAAGAGGAAGAGGACGCAGACGAGGAAAAUGACAGGGGCAGGCAAAUGUCCAAUGUAGUAAGGAGGGAUCUGAGCAUGGAGCACGGAGAGGAACUGGAGCCUUGUUCCACUGCCUUCAAAAUGUCCAUCGCCAAGGCAGCGGCCAAGGCCAUGUUAUCUGAUGCCCUGCUGCAGGACAGCCCUGGGAUAAACCGGAUCAACCACCUGGAGCUGGAGCUUCCUCUGGACAAGGUCAUCAAGUUUGUGUCUGUCGGCCUGCCGUUGAUGCUGGUAUGCAUGGCCUUUGCCCGUGAGAUCUCCCUGGGGCCUCAGAUCAGCUGUUUCCCUCCCAGCAAUUUCACCAUCAAACAGGCCAGCUAUGUAGACACAUACUGUUGGGAUUCUCUCAUGCAUCAUGAGUUUGACAGCAAUGGGAACUUUGAGGAGCGUUCACUCUGGGUACACAAAAUGUUCCCUUACUCUCUCCUAGCCAUGGCGGUGUUGAUGUACCUGCCUGCUCUGAUCUGGCGCCAGCUUGUCAUGCCCACACUGGGCUCAGACCUACUCUUUGUAAUUGAUGAACUGGACAAGUCAUACAACCGCUCGAUCCGCCUGGCCCAGAGCAUUCUGGACAUGCGUCAGAACACUAGGAACCCCCUCACAUUUCAGGCCGAACUGAAACGGGCAAAGAAGAAACGGUACUUUGAGUACCCUCUACUGGAGAGAUACAUGAAGUGCAAACAAAACUCCUACUUCCUUGUUAGCAUGCUUUUUUUGAGGGGCUUCCUGCUCCUGACCUUCAUGACUGCUGCCUGUCUCUACCUGGCCUACUUCCACCUCUCUGCCUUUCUGCAGGAUGAGUUCAGCUGCUUUGUUCGCACAGGCAUGCUGCGGGAUCAGAACUGGGUUCCUGAACUGGUUCAGUGUAAAAUGGUUGGCCAGUUGGUUUUUCAGGUGAUAAGCGUCGCCAACGGGGCCAUCUAUGUCCUGCUGGCUCCUAUAGUUCUCUUCAGCCUGAUCCGGCUCUUUGUUUGGGACACCACCUUCAUCUCUGUCUAUGAGGUUCUCCCAGCCCUGGAUGUUAUCAACCACCGUAGGCUAGGCUGCCCAUUGAAUGAUCUCAAUGUGAUCCUGCUCUUCUUACGUGCCAACGUAGCACACCUGAAGUCCUAUGGUCAGGUGAGGGCAUUGUGCUCACUGGCGCCACCACAGGUGGGCAACACCAAUGUAGGGCAGGGUGUGAAUGCAAUUUUGACCCAAGAGGAGAUGGAAGAACGUGAAGAGGCUGAGAUGGAGCUGGCAGAAGAAGUGGAGGAGGCCAAGGAGGAGGGGAAGCUCAACCUAGUGGAUAUCAUGACUGUUCUGGGAGCAGCACAGGGAAGAGUGAUAAACUGCAACGAGAAGAGGCCUCUUGUGGAGGAGAAUAUGACUCUUGGUACCGUUACGCUUAUCUACACACUCAAACGUAUUCUGCUAGCAGCUAUUUUCACAUACAUCAUUUGGGAUGUACAGAAAAUUAUUAAGUGACCUCCAGACAACAGCUAGUCUCGAAAAUGAAUAGCAAGUGCUUUAUAUAUAAGGCAGCAGAAGCAGUUCUCCCUGUACAGCCACUGAAUACAGAAUAGGUCAUAUCCAAAUGGACCCGAGGAAGCAGUUUGAGAAACAUUUGCAACUGUAGGCAGUAAAUUCAACUAUUUGAACAUUGCUUAGUCAUUUUUUCCUCUUUAUUAUCUGUAACUAUAGUGCUUGUUAUUUUCCUUUGAAAUUAAACUGAACUUCUUAAAGACUAUGUAAAGCAUUGGCUAAUGUAGAAGAGAUAGAUCUGUGGUACUACCUAGCUCUAACUGCCCUCUCUG